Schistosoma margrebowiei is the source of this 759-nucleotide messenger RNA. The record is from the annotation of a GenBank genome assembly. Lineage: Eukaryota; Metazoa; Platyhelminthes; Trematoda; Strigeidida; Schistosomatidae.
UUUCAUGGCUCGCAAAUGAAUUAAGAGUCAUGAUCUUAGAAACGAGAUUCAUGGUCACUUUCUUCCAAAUAAUCUUACUUUCUGUAGUAGUUUGCAAUCCGAAUCCUUAUCUGUCGCCUCAAUCUAACAGGAUGGAUUCAAUGUACUUUCUGCCAUCCGGGAUUUCAUUAGCACUUCUGUUACUCGAGACACUCAUUUGUGUCGUCGCUACGGUCGGAAGUUGUCUUAUCCAAAACAUUUUUUGCAUCUUUACACAUUUGCUUGGAUGUUUAUUUUGUGCAUUUCUGAUCAUUGAUCAUUGGAGUGUUGGUCAGCUUUGGUAUAUAUUUGGUUUUACAAUUGUAAUACCACUUAUCACAGAAGUCAUAUGUACUAUAAUCAUUUUUACGAAAAGAAAGUAAUGAUGUUGGACGCAUUAGAUGGUUCAUAUAUUUAAGAAAUGAAGAUGUCCAUACAUCCAUAUACAAAAAUACUACCUAAUCUACAGUAUGUGAAUUGAACCGUUUUUGAUAAACAGAACUUUUGAUCCAAUUGUCUAUUUUUUUGAUCUCAACCGUUUUAAGUUCUAAUAGUGAAUCAUGGUUAGAUUUGAUUGUUGUAACUAAAUUGUUGUAACAUGUAAAUUAGUGGCUUUGUACAUUACAGCCAUAUCAGUAGAUAAAUCAGAUUUUGUAACAAUAAAACUAGAACAUUUGAGUGGGAUUUUGGUAGACAUUUACGAAUCUUUUUGUACCAUUAAUUGAAACAGUUUACAGUGAC